AUGGUUAGAGAUGUUUUUAAUUCAAAUCCUCGUGCUGACCUAAAGUUACGAAUUAUUGGAAAAAGAAAACAUGAUGGUAGGACAUAUAACCUACCAACUGCAUCUGAGGUUGCCGCUUUAAUUGUAGGAGACAUUGGUGAUUUUAUUGAUAACAGAGACAUUGUAGUGCAAACUUCGUCUAGAGCUAUACGUCGUAUCAGUGAAUUACAUCCUUCUUACCUUGCUCUACAAUAUCCUCUACUAUUUACAUAUGGUGACGAUGGUUAUAGAGUUGACAUCCCCCAUAGAGGUGUUACGUCUUCGAGCAAUAGCAAGCGUCCGAACACUACAAUGAGGGAAUUUUUCGCUUAUAGAAUUCAAGACAGGGAUAAUUAUUUUUCAUUGAUUUUGAAUUCAAGAAGGCUUUUUCAACAGUUUUUGGUAGAUGGUUAUACAAUGAUUGAAAGCGAGAGAUUAUAUUACGUACGAAAACAACAAAAAGUUCUCCGAUGUGAAUCUUAUGAGAAUUUGCGUAAGUUUCAAGAUCAAGGGAACAAGAAUAUUUUGGAAUUGGGCCAACGGGUUAUAUUACCUUCUUCUUUUACUGGCGGUGCAUGUUACAUGAUGCAAAACUACUUAGACGCCAUGUCGCUUUGUAAGUGGUUUGGAUAUGCUGAUUUUUUCAUAACAUUUACAUGCAAUCCAAAAUGGCCAGAAGUUCGAAGAUUUCUUAAAGACACUACUCUUAAUCCAGAGGAUAGACCUGAUAUCCUAUGUAGGUUGUUUAAGAUCAAACUUGAUGCAUUGAUUAAAGACCUACGCGAAAAUGCAGUAUUUGGCAUGGUUCAAGCAGCUGAGAUUCCCGACAUUAACCAAGAGCCUGCUUUGUAUAAACUUGUGAAGGAGUUCAUGAUACAUGGUCCAUGUGGUGCUCAAAAUGUUAAUUGCCCUUGCAUGGUGGAUAACAAAUGCUCUAAAAACUUCCCAAAGAAUUUCUCUGAACAUACUUCAAUUGAUCAGAAUGGUUUUCCUGUAUAUAGGAGAAAAAAUGAUGGAUCUUUUGUUGAAAAAUCUGGUGUCCAGUUAGAUAACAGAAAUCUUGUUCCAUACAACAAAUACGUGUUGAAACGAUACCAAGCACACAUAAAUGUUGAAUGGUGCAAUAAAGGAUCUUCCAUCAAGUAUUUAUUCAAAUAUAUUAAUAAAUGUCCUGAUAGAGCAACUGUUGGUUUUGUACAAAGCAACAAUGACUGUGAUAAAGAUGAUACAGUCGAUGAGAUAAAAGAAUACUAUGAUUGUAGAUAUCUUUCUGCAUGUGAAGCAUCCUGGCGAAUUUAUGGAUAUGAUGUUCAUUACAGGCAUCCUUCAAUGAUGAGACUUCCUUUUCAUCUUCCAAAUCAACAACAAGUUAUCUACGGUGCAGAUGACGACAUCGACAAUGUUCUCAACAAGCCUUCUGUUGCUUCUUCCAUGUUCACAUCUUGGAUGGAGUGCAAUAAAGUUUACAAACAAGCAAAAAAACUAACUUAUGUUGAAUUUCCAACAAAGUUUGUUUGGAAGCUUGAUUUGAAAACUUGGAAGCCAAGGGAGGUUGGAUAUUCGAUUGGUAGAAUUCAUUCAGUGUCACCUAAUCUUGGUGAAACAUAUUUCUUAAGAAUUCUUUUAAAUAAAGUGAAAGGACCAAAAUCAUUUGAAGAAAUCCGUAUGGUUAAUGGUGAAAUAUGUCCUUCAUUUAGAGAUGCAUGUUAUGCUCUCGGCCUCUUAGAUGAUGAUAAAAAAUACAUCGAAGCAAUUAAGGAAGCAAGUCAAUCUGGAUCCGGUUAUUACUUACGUUUCUUAUUCGCUAUCAUGUUAUUAUUUCACAGUUUAUCUAGCCCGGAUGUUGUGUGGGAAAAUACAUGGGAAUACUUAUCAGAUGGAAUUCUUUACACUCAACAACGAAGAUUAAAAUCUCCAGGUCUAUCACUUAAUGAAGAUCAAAUUAAGAACCUGACUUUGUUUGAGAUUGAACAAAUUUUACUUUGUAACAAUUCAAGUCUCAAAAAAUUUACAAGAAUGCCUUUACCCGAUGUUGAUUCUGUAUCCUCUUCAAACAAUCGUCUUAUCAGUGAGGAACUAGAUUAUGACAUACCGAAUUUAAAGAACGAGUUUGAACGGCUUUAUAUUGCAUUAACAUCCGAGCAACGAAACAUUUUUGAUGAUAUCAUGACUGCAAUAAAUAAUAAUGAAGGAGGUGUUUUCUUUGUCUACGGUUAUGGUGGAACAGGUAAAACCUAUCUUUGGAAGACAUUAUCUGCUGCAGUUAGAUGUAAUGCUCAAAUUGUUUUAAAUGUUGCGUCAAGUGGGAUUGCUUCUUUAUUAUUAACCGGUGGUAGGACUGCACAUUCACGGUUUAUAAUUCCUUUGGUUCUUACCGAGGUUUCUAUUUGUUCGAUAUCACCAGAUAGUGAACUCGCCAUUUUAUUACGAAAAACCUCAUUAAUCAUUUGGGAUGAAGCACCCAUGAUUCACAAGCAUGCAUUUGAAGCUUUAGAUCGAACUUUGAAAGAUAUAUUCAAGUGUGAUGAUUCUAGAAACUCAAAUUUGCCAUUUGGAGGGAAAGUGAUUGUUUUUGGAGGAGAUUUUAGACAAAUUUUGCCUGUUAUCCCAGCUGGUAGUAGACAAGACAUUGUCAAUGCUUCCUUAAGUUCAUCAUAUUUAUGGCAACAAUGCAAAGUCUAUCAACUAACCAAGAAUAUGAGGCUAACUGUCGGAAGUCAUACAUCUGCUAUUCAAAAGACAAUGGAUUUUGCAAAAUGGCUUUUGGAUAUAAGAGAAGGGAAACUUGGUGGUUCUAACGACGGCGAAGCAAUUAUUGAUAUUCCAUAUGAUAUUCUAAUUAAUGAUGCUAAUGAUCCUAUAGGUUCAUUAAUCGAGUUUGUAUACCCUUCAAUUCUUGAAGCUUCUAGCAUUCCAAAAUAUUUUCAAGAAAGGGCAAUACUUGCUCCAAAAAAUGAAGUUGUUGGAAAAAUAAAUGAUCGUUUGCUAAAAUUAUUUCCAGGAGAUAAAGUCGAAUAUCUAAGCUCAAAUAAACUAUGUGAAUCUGAGUUUGUCCAUGAUCACUUUGAUGCUAAUUUAUACUCACCAGAUGUUUUAAAUGGUCUUAAAGUCUCAGGACUGCCUGAUCAUAAGUUAGUUUUGAAAAUCGGGGUUCCAGUUAUGUUAUUGAGAAACAUUGAUAAAAAAAAAUGGCUUAUGUAA
Lactuca sativa (garden lettuce) is the source of this 3219-nucleotide messenger RNA. RefSeq lists its product as uncharacterized. Gene Ontology annotation, molecular function: DNA helicase activity. Gene Ontology annotation, biological process: telomere maintenance; DNA repair. Lineage: Eukaryota; Viridiplantae; Streptophyta; Magnoliopsida; Asterales; Asteraceae. The record is from RefSeq and is a predicted model, not a curated record.